Zootoca vivipara (common lizard) is the source of this 3774-nucleotide messenger RNA. RefSeq names its product WD repeat domain, phosphoinositide interacting 2 (gene WIPI2). Gene Ontology annotation, molecular function: protein binding. NCBI's taxonomy places the organism in Eukaryota, Metazoa, Chordata, Lepidosauria, Squamata, Lacertidae. The record is from RefSeq and is a predicted model, not a curated record.
GCGCCGCCAAUGGCGGGCCGCUUACGCCGCGACGAGGAGGGAAGUAGGAGGGGUAGCGCAAGCGCGCUGAAGGCUCCGGCCACUACCGGAGCGUAAACAAGGCGCCGCUGAGAGGGAUGAGGAGGCGGCCGGAGCCGAGCGGGGCCGGGAGCCGUCGAGGCUGACAGGCCUCUUUUCGCUGCCCUCCCGCCGGCCGGGGCCAGGGGGAGCCAUGAACUUGGCCAGUCAGAGCGGCGAGGCCGGCGCCGGCCAACUGCUCUUCGCCAACUUCAACCAGGACAACACGUCCUUAGCUGUUGGCAGCAAAUCAGGUUACAAAUUCUUCUCCCUUUCUUCUGUGGAUAAACUGGAGCAGAUCUAUGAAUGCACUGACACAGAAGAUGUGUGCAUUGUGGAGAGGCUCUUUUCCAGUAGCUUGGUGGCCAUAGUGAGCCUCAAAGCCCCCCGCAAGCUGAAAGUUUGCCACUUCAAGAAGGGGACAGAGAUUUGCAACUACAGCUAUUCCAAUACAAUCCUGGCUGUCAAGCUUAACAGGCAGCGAUUGAUCGUGUGCUUAGAAGAGUCUCUGUACAUACAUAACAUCCGGGACAUGAAAGUGUUGCACACCAUCAGGGAGACGCCCCCCAACCCCGCAGGCUUGUGUGCGCUGUCCAUAAACAACGACAACUGCUACCUGGCCUACCCAGGCAGUGCCACCAUUGGGGAAGUCCAGGUCUUUGACACCAUCAAUCUGAGAGCUGCUAACAUGAUCCCUGCUCAUGACAGUCCUUUGGCUGCGCUAGCUUUCGAUGCGAGCGGCACAAAACUGGCCACGGCGUCGGAAAAGGGGACGGUGAUCCGGGUAUUUUCCAUUCCAGAGGGACAGAAACUCUUUGAAUUCCGAAGGGGUGUGAAGAGGUGUGUGAGCAUCUCCUCUUUGGCCUUCAGCAUGGACGGCAUGUUUCUGUCCGCAUCCAGUAACACGGAGACAGUGCACAUUUUCAAAUUAGAAACUGUGAAAGAGAAACCUCAGGAGGAGCCCACGACUUGGACGGGUUACUUUGGGAAAGUCCUGAUGGUCUCCACAAACUACCUGCCUGCCCAGGUGACAGAAAUGUUCAACCAAGGCCGAGCUUUUGCCACCGUCCGCCUCCCUUUCUGUGGGCACAAAAACAUCUGUGCAUUGGCCACAAUCCAGAAGAUCCCCCGGCUGCUGGUAGGAGCUGCAGAUGGGUACCUGUACCUGUACAACCUGGACCCCCAGGAGGGAGGCGAAUGCACCCUGAUGAAACAGCACAAGCUGGAUGGCAGCAUGGAGCCAGGCAAUGAAAUCCUAGAAUCUGCAUCGCACGACCGGCCGCUAGUAGCGCAGACGUACAGUGCUGCUGUGACUAAAGGUACUUAUGUGCCUUCUUCGCCUACAAGGCACGCCUAUACUGAGGACCUGGGUGCAGUUGGUGGCGCUUGCCUGGAAGAGGACGCCAGCACCCUGCAGCUGGACGAAGACAGCGAGCACCCCCCGAUGAUCCUUCGGACGGACUGAACUUUGACCUGUGAACUCCACUCCUGAAGCCGAGGACGUAGGCCUGACCCCUCUGGAGGAUUAUUGUGUCUGUGCUGCUACGAACCUUGACCCGGGCUGAGAGCAAGAGGGAGGACGGCGGAGGACUCUGAAGUCAUUUUAAAACACACACAAACCAUUGUAGCCGUAAUGCUGAUUUGAUGCCAUGGAGGUGGGGGGGGGUAGGGGGGAAAAUAUAUGGUUUCACUUCAGUGGCUUUUAAAUCCUGCUUUACCUUUUAGCUGUGAGGAUAUAUGCAUAUAUAUUUUUCGUCGUUGUUCCUGUUGCCAAAACCUGCUCUCUCUCUCUCUCUGUGCAGCCUUCGGCACCUCCUAGCUUUGCAUGCUGCCUUCUGCCAAGCAAGCAGAUCACUUCAUAAUGAAGAAGUUUGCCGAGUUUUGGGGUUCUCUCUCUCUCUCUCUCUCUUUUUUUUUAGAAGACAAAUACAUGUACAUAGAUAACACUUGGCAUCCAUGAAGGGAGGAGCAGCAAAGUUUGCUUCUGGGUGCUUUGACUCCUUCCAGUGCUCUUCAGCCUUACCAUCCCCAGAUGUGGGUGGACUACCACUUCCAUCGUCCACAGCCAGCUUGGCCCGAUGGUCAUGGAUGAUGGCGCUUGUAGUCCCCCCACAUCUGGGUGCCCAAGGCUUUGAAGGACAUUGGCUUAUUCUACUCGGACAAAGGUUCCAGGUAGUUUCUUGCGCAUGGGCUUUCGGUUGCAACUCCUGGAAACAUGCAGCGGUCUCUCUCGUUUUCUUUUCUUGGGUUCUUCCCAUCACUCAACCUUCCCCCCCCCUCCUGUCCAGCUUCACAGUUUAUUCCCUCCUUUCUUCCCCGCCCCCUUCUCCUCCUCCUUUCCCCCCCGGACCAUUUUGUUAAUUAAAAACUCCUUCUAAAUGCUGCCUUGCUUGUGGGACUGUUGUGUUCUCUUCCGCAGAGGGGAUGGUGUGCCUCUGCUCUGGAUCUCGCUUCUUCCUCUCUCUUUGGGGACGUGAAAUGGAGAGAGUGACCAAUGCAGGCUGGACAUUCUUUGGGAGCAGGGAAAGCCGCAAGGCAGGGGAAUAUUCUCCCUUCUGUUCUGUCUUUGUCUGAAAUUAGGGUCAGCGUGUUCCAGUUUCAGAGGUGUUGGCCAGUUAACUCAGAAAGCAUCUUCAUCCUUCGGUUCUUCAUGUCCAUCUUGCUUCAAUCCUUGCAAAGUCUUGCAUCCUCCCUCCCUAAUAACCAGGUGGAGCUCCCUUCACGAUCUGUCGGCCCUGCUCUCAUGACUUCUCUCUCUCCCGCGACACCUUCAGGUGGCCACUAUUUGAGCUUUCCCCGAGUUCCUCCAGGGUGAAGUGACAUGCAGAGCCGCUGUCGAAAUCCGCCACCCUGUGCCUGGUACUCCAUCUACCUCCACACCCUGCACUGUGGUACCACUUUAAUCAGUCACGGCUUCCCCCAAAGAAUUCGGGGAGCUGCAGUUCAUUAAGGGUGCUGAGAGUUGUUAGGAGACCCCCUUAUAGAGCUUCAAUUCACCAAUGGGUUGCACCACUCUGAGAAUUGCAGGUCUGUGAGGGGAAGGGGUGGUCUCCUAGGACCUUAACAAACCACAGCUCCCAGAAUGCUUCAAGGGAAGCCAUGCCUGUUCAGAGUGGUAUUGUAGUGCUUUAAAUGCAUGGUGUGAAUGUGGCCUCACGCCGCAGCCCAUCGUGGGGCUUGGGAGAUGGAUAGCAUGGGGUACCGAAACAUGAAGCAACUGUGCAGCACUGGAGAAGCACUGGAGUGCUUGUUUCUGUUUCCAGGGUUGGCCCUGUGAUCCAGCAUGUAUCACAGUUGGGAUUCGAGUCAAGGACCCCAAACCUCCCUCCGCAGUCUGUGGCUGCACACCUGAGCUCCAGCUCGUGCACCUGUGUCUCCGUCUUCAUCCCUUGGCUCCCAGACCUCUCAACCUCCAAUUCUUUAUGUAAUCCCCAACCUCCCGACCGCUGGAACAGCAAUUCCGGCAUCAGGAGGAGGGGCAGGUUUUCGUGGAACUGCAGGGACUCGUGAGGAAGUGACCAAAGCUGGGCAAAACUGCCGCCCUCUUUUUACAGAGCUGUAAUGUGCCUUUUUUGGUUCUGAACCUUCCAAUUUCUUUUUGAUGAGCAACAAUGUGUGUGUGGGUGCGUGCGUGCAAACCUUUUGGGUGUGAACCUCUUGUUUUCCUUAGAUUGUCAGCCAGCUUUUUCUUUUUCGAUUAAAUUAUUACUCACUCUC